Messenger RNA from Mobula hypostoma (lesser devil ray), 6406 nucleotides. It is a transcript of the gene prkx, whose product is annotated as protein kinase X-linked. Gene Ontology annotation, molecular function: cAMP-dependent protein kinase activity; ATP binding. Gene Ontology annotation, cellular component: cytosol; cAMP-dependent protein kinase complex. The transcript is spliced from 10 exons. Gene Ontology annotation, biological process: peptidyl-serine phosphorylation; signal transduction. NCBI's taxonomy places the organism in Eukaryota, Metazoa, Chordata, Chondrichthyes, Myliobatiformes, Myliobatidae. The record is from RefSeq and is a predicted model, not a curated record. Bases 16 to 1446 code for a protein of 476 amino acids.
GAGAGGGCGGGGUCCAUGCCAAGCGUGGAUCCGGAUUGGGGAAGGUUGGAGUGUCGAGGAUUCGGACAGCAUGGAUGGUUGGCGGGGCGGGUCUUGGACCAACCGUCAGUCAGUCAACUCUCCGCGGGGCCGCCGUCAUGUGAAGCCGGUUCCUCCGGCGUCCCCGAGCACCCUUUAACCGCGAAGAUUUCCUCCUUGGUUUAUCGGGAAUGUCUGCCGCUCCCUGACGUGGGGUCGUCGCCAGCGGAGGGAGGGGGAAAUAUGGCGGCGCUGAGGGUCAAGCUGCCGGGCUGCGGCUCGUCCGUCGAACCUGCCUUGCGGUUGCCUGCAGCGGAGGGCGAGCGGCAGCAGGCGGCCGGCGACAAACCCGCGCCCCCAGAAGCCAGGGAUUAUCAGCUGGAUGAUCUGGAGACGGUCGCCACUGUGGGCAGACACAAAUCGAAGAAACAACAAUACAACCCAUUUAAAAAGAACACUCACACAAUGAAGACUAAUUUUCUGAAGAUAAUGUUGGAGAGAAGCGAAAACAAUGAAGGGACUGGAACCUUUGGUCGAGUUCUGUUGGUCAAAGACAAAAAGACAAGAGAAUAUCGUGCUUUGAAAGUGAUGAGCAUUCCUGAUGUAAUUCGCCUUAAACAGGAACAACAUGUACACAAUGAAAAAAGCAUAUUAACAGAAAUUCAUCAUCCAUUUCUUAUAAAACUGUACUGGACACAUCAUGAUGAAUGCUUUUUAUAUAUGCUAAUGGAAUAUGUGCCUGGAGGUGAACUGUUUUCUUACUUGCGUAACAUGGGGCGUUUCAACAAUAGUACUGGACUUUUUUACUCUGCAGAGAUUGUGUGUGCAAUGGAGUAUCUACAUGCCAAAGAUAUUGUUUACAGAGAUUUAAAACCUGAGAAUAUUUUACUGGACAAAGAUGGUCAUAUAAAACUUACAGAUUUUGGAUUUGCAAAGAAACUUGUUGACCGAACUUGGACACUCUGUGGUACUCCAGAAUAUCUUGCACCAGAAGUCAUCCAGAGUAAAGGUCAUGGAAGAGCAGUGGACUGGUGGGCGUUAGGUGUGCUGAUGUUUGAAAUGCUUUCUGGUUAUCCCCCAUUUUUUGACGACAAUCCUUUUGGAAUUUAUCAGAAGAUUCUUGCUGGAAAAUUGGAAUUCCCAAAGCAUCUUGAUUUUUAUGUGAAAGAUCUUAUAAAAAAGCUUCUGGUUGUUGACCGGACAAGGCGAUUAGGGAAUAUGAAGAAUGGAGCAGAUGAUGUUAAGCGACACAGAUGGUUCAAAUAUGUAGACUGGGAAGCAGUGCCUCUACGAAAACUAAAGCCACCAAUAGUACCGAAGCUGUCUCAUGAUGGGGAUACCUCAAAUUUUGAAACCUACCCAGAAAAUGAAUGGAAAAAAAUUCCCCCUGUGCCUCCCAAGGAUCUGGAAAUUUUCAAAACAUUUUGAUUAAGACACUCUACAUGCUAAAAGGACUGAGUAAAAGUGUGACCAAGCUGAAUGCUCUUAGAAGAAGAAUCAGGCAUCAAAUUGCACAUUUGUUUCUCCAGUUUGCUUUUUUUCCCCCCAAUGUGGCCUCCUGUGCCUGGAGAUCCUGUACAAAUCAGUACACUGAAAGGUUCCAGAUGCAAUUGUGGUUCAACUUCAAUGUCAAUCAAUAUGAAGUGACUGGAAGGUGUAUUCAGAAGUCUGGAAGUCUAAACUGGAUUUUCUAACAUAGAAUAUAAUAUAGAUAAUGUAAAAAUAAAUCUGAAUUUUUAUAGUAAUUAUUAUUGCAUGUCCAGUAUGACACCCAUUUUUAAUUGAUUUUUUCAAUUGUCUCUUAGAAAAUGCAUUAUUAAAAAAAAGAUCCAAAUUCUUCAUUAUUGUAAAAUGCCUUGAUUUUUUAAAAAAGCACAAGUACUUCCUUACAAUGAUGUAUUUUUUAAAAAAGUGUUUAUAUAUAUGUCGGUGUAAAAAUCGGGGUCAUAUCAUUUUGUAAAUAUAGAUAUCCAAAAUGGAUGCUCUAUGCAAAUAUAAAUUGUGUUUUUUGUUUUAAAAUCAGGAUAUGUUUUUUAAGAAUAUAUGUAUAUAGAACUUGUUUAAAGGGGAUCAUUCUGAAUACCAGCAUCUUGCCAUUUUCUCAGUUUGCUGUCAUACAGCAAAAAAAAACGUUCUGGAGUUAUCAUUGGCUCCCAUCAGUUAUUGUAAGUUCUUUUCUCAUUCAGAAACAGAUGUGCAAAGUAAAUAAGAUACUGUUUUAUAUAUAGUUGCAUUGCAAUGGCAAAGAGGCUUAUUGCUACUUUUUUUCUAUCAGCAUUAAAUGGAAGGGUUGGGUGAGUGAAAGAUUUAAUUCUAAAACUUUUGAUUCAUUGAUCUUCAAGUUUUAUUAAAUAUUUUUCUUAAGUGUAUGUGACUUUAGAAUUUAAACACAGGAUAAACAAUGAGGUUGAAGUGAGCAUCAGAGCUUUGAAACUUGAGUAAGUUUUGGAGACCAUAAUUCACUAAACCUAGUUUACAAGCAAAGUAUUAAUUCACCAUUAUGGGGAUUUUUAAGUAAAUAGCAGUGACACUUAAAAAAAAUCGGAUGUUAUAUUUGCAUGGUCAUAAUGUUAGAAUGUAUUCAACAGCUUGUUUAAUUGAUGGAGUGAGAGAGAUUUAAUUCUAAAACUUUUGAUUCAUCUACAAUUUCUAUCAGAUUGUUUUAAGUGUAUAUGUCUUUAGAAUUUAAAUACAGGAUAAAUAAAGAAGUUGAAAUGAGCGUCAGAGCUUUCAAAUGAGUAAAUACUGGUGAGCAUAAUUCAUUAAGCUAAAUUUCAAGCAAAAUAUUAUUGCACCGUUGAGGAUUUUUAAAUUCUAAAAAUACUUUUAGAAUUCAAAGUACUUUAAAUACUAAAGCACCACUAAAAAGGUCAAGCAUUACAAUUGUGUUGACAAAGCGUUUGAAUGUAUUUAACAGCUCAAUUAAUUGAUUGAAAGGUACUCAGUAUGGCACUGAAUUGAGGACACAUCUGAUCUUUGUUGUUAGCCAUACCUCAAUAUUUUUCCUCUGCCCUCCAGUCCCUGAAUGAUCUAUAUAGCUUCACCUUUAUCAUCUCAAACAAUAAACCGCUUCCACUCCACCAGUGCCAGCCCUCUUUUUAAACAUGCUGAUCUAAUAAAAGUAUUUGCUUGAAUUAAUGUAUUUCUUUUGAUGGCCUAACACAACAAAAGAUUUUGUAGGUGGGCAGUACUUUCCAUGUGGCCAGCUCAGUUGGUACACCUAACCCGUGUUGCCUUAUCUUUUCUUAAGUACUUUCUGGAUGAGUUCACUGUGCACAAUUGGCUCCCUCAGGAUGAAGGGCCAUAAAUCCCUCUCCUUUGGGAAAAAAUGGCUUAUUGGCUGAAUUUUAUAUUUGUACUGCUAAGUGCAUUUUAUCCAACUGUUCUUUGUCAUUUGAAUUUGAUUAACUGUAUGCCAGACAAAUGAGAAAUGCUGACUACACAAGUACAGAAAGAACUUCAAGGUGAAAUUGUUAAUUUUUCAAAGGCAUUUUAUAUGAUGGACUGAACAUCACCAAUCCUAUUUUUGUUGUGUACUUUUCAGUGUUAGUUUACAGCUAACCUCCAUCUUCUUUGAACAGCUUUACUCAUUUAAUAUUGCCAGGAAGAUAUUGUUUCAUUUACCUUCUUUAAUGUAGAUUUCUGUUAGACUUGAGCUACAGGAUAAUGUAAAAAAGCUGUAAAGGAACAAUUCUACUUCUAACAGGAAUAUAUUGUAUUAUAGGUUUACAAAUUUCUACAUUUGCUCUGAUGAUUAUGACAGUUAAUUGUCACUUGCACAGCCUGAUUACCUACAAUCCUCAUCCUGUAAAGAAAAGCAGAAAUAAAAUUAAACUCUAGGAAACAGAGGGCUUGUUGAAGAAAGACUGGCGUUUGCCUUCUCCGAAUACAUUGAUCUUUCAGUUUAUAAACGGAUUGCCAUUCUGUACAGCUUAGUUUAUGCAAUAUGUUAUUUAAUGUGUUGUACAAAUGUUUAUUUUUGUUGGAAACCAUUUUUCACUAACAUGUUUGCACCAAAAUACCAAAAUUAAUGCGAAUCAAAUGAUGAAUAGUAAUUGUAUCAGGAUGUUAGCAAUACUUUAAUUUCUUUUGUUCAGUCAUAGGCUCUCCAUCAAUUCAGACACUUUAAGGCCUAAUGGUGAAGUAAAUGUGUGUUCUUGGAGGUUUGGUCUGCAUGUAUACAGCUGUGGUAAUAGAGAAGAGACUGUUGAUGUAUGUCUUAAUUUUGUUGGGAGCCAGGUGCAGCCAGUUAAUGUCUCUACUUAAGUUGAUUUCAGGAGGAUCAAAGAUGGAGCUUUUCAUAUAAAUGGGUUCUCUUUAUCUCCCAUUCAUGUAAACAAAAUCAGCCAACAGAGUUUUCGUAGCCUUUUAAUUUGUUUUCAAAAAAGAGGCAUUUCAUGUUGCAGUGUACACUUCUGUGCAACCAUUCAUGGGUCAUUCUGUUCAUAAAAUAUCUGAUACAUACCUGGGGGCUCAACUCCAAUAUCAGCAGCCUCAUAUACCAACUAAGUGUAGAGGAACUUAGCAGGCCCAGACAGCAUCAAUGGAGGGGAAUAAAUAGUCGAUGUUUCAUGCCAAGGUCCUUCACCCAAAACAUCAACUGUUUAUUCCCUUCCCACAAAUGCUGCCUGACCUUGUCCAAUAUCUGGUUUGUGAAAUACUCAUGGUUUCUCCUUGUGUGUGCUGGACAUUACUAUGUGGGCAAGCGAUUCUAGAAGUUAAAGUACAUGAGCAGAACUAGGCCACUUGGCCCCUCAAGCCUGCCCUGACAUUCAGUAGGAUCAUGGCUGAUCUGUGUUUGCCUCAACUCUUAUUGCACCAGUACCCUGGAGACCACAAUUCCUCCACCUUUCAAAUACUUAUCUUUCUCCACCUUAAAUAUAUCUAAUGAUCUGAUUUCCCCCUACCCCAAUUACCACCACCCUCAGAGAGAAGUUAUUUCUAUGCACCUCAGUUUUAAAUGAUUGCCCUAUUUUAUAACUAUUUUCCCUUAUUCAGGACUUUCCCACUAAGGAAAAAUGUCAACAUCUAUUGUCAUGUCCCCUUUGGAUCUUGGGUAUUUGAAUAAGGUCAUGCUCCGUUCUUCUAAACUUAAAGAUAAAGGUCCAAACCAUCUAACCUCCAUCCUAGAACAACCUCUCAUCCAGGAAUGAGCCUGGUGCAUCUCUGUCUGAUACCAGUAUAUCCUUCUAUUUAGGUGGGUUAGAAGACCAUAAGCUACUGAGAGAAUUGUCUUACAAAGGAAAGAAAGAACAUCAUUCUGGACCAUUUUAGUGGGUGGAAAUCAGUUGCUGGAUUUGUAAAGUUUCCAAUAUUAAAUCCUGAUUUGUAUGAUUGUUAUCAUUUAUGGGCCAUGUGAUUUUUACUAUGAAAACUCUGCAGACAGGCUUGGGUUCCAUCUGGGCAGAAAUCCAAACACUAGAAUCCUUCUGGGUUUAGCCCUUGCAGCUGCCAAUUCGAACCUGCUGUCAUCAGUCUAGCUAUAAGAACUUUUGGAACCUGUUAAGCUGCUGGGGUUAAGUGACUGGACUAUUCCAGCACAUUGUGUGAAUGUUAUUAACAAACUGCAUUGUCUUAAACUUCUGACAGAUGGUUCUUCUGGACCUGGUCCACAUUCUAGAAAUUGUGAUUUAGUCCCUUGUGAUUAGAGUUUAAUUAAAAAUACAAUUUCAGUUUCUCCUCAUCUUAGUUGUUUGAAAUUUGAAGUGUAGCUGCUAACAUAGAGCAUAGAAUUUGGCCCAUGAUCUGUGCCGACCUUUUAACCCACUCUAGGACAUCAAAAGCACAAAGCAUUAUGUGAUAAAUCCAUGUUUAUCCUCCUAAAUUAUCACUUCAGGCAACAAUCUGUAAAUCAAAUGUACCUAAAACAAUAAGGGAGUUUGCUGGAUGAACUUAAUGGGUCAAGCAGCAUAUCAUAAACUCCAGAGAUUCUGUAGAUGCUGAAAAUCCAGAGGAACUCAGCAGGUCAGGCAGCAUCUAUGGAGAGAAAUAAGCAGUCAAUGUUUCAGGCCAAGACUGAAGGGUUGUGCAGCAUCUCUGAAAGAUAAAGGGCUAUUGUUGCUUCAAGAUUCAAACCUGCAUCAGGCCAGAUGCUGCUCAACCCACUGAGUUUGUCCUGCAGAUUGUUAGUUGCUUCAGAUUCCUGCAUCUGGAAUAUCUUGUCCCCCAAGACAGAAACUAGUUACAGAGCUGCCUUCAGUGUGAGUUGAUUAUAAUUAGUCAAGUUUUAUUUUUAACCACUCUUAAGUGAACAUUUCUUUGUAAGUCAAGUUAUUCAGCAUUGUACAGUCAUUGAUGUAUUCUGCCAGUCACUGUAGUGCAGCAAAAACCUAGAUUUGCCUUCCUGGACUGUUACUUUUGCAGCAUUUAAUAAAGCGCUGAACUUUAA